GCUUCUGGGAGAAAAUGACAAUCUAAGUACCAGUACAGCAACUUCGUGAACAUGAAAAAGCAGGAACACCACGCACGAUGACCAGAACGGGAUGCCGCCCUGUCACUCCUUUCCCCACGCUCGUCCCAACCGCCAACCAGGCUUCCAGCUAGCCACGAGCUCAGCGGGAAGAAGAUGCGUUCCAUAUAUGUUCAGAUCUAUGAAUCUCGUUACUCACGGUCUUUUCACUCCGGCUUCUGCUUCAUCGCACCCAACACCUCCCUCAGCUAAGUUUAUGGACGAACCGGGAAUCGUUCCGGGCAUAGUGGCAGCAGCGACCAGGGCAACAUGCUUGUUUAGGCAUCUCUCUACAAAAGAUUCUACUUUAGUACGAUUUAGCACGCGAUAUCGUAGUUUUAACCUUCACUCGCAACAAAUGAGCAGUCCAGUCGCCGUUGCCUUGGUCUUUCGUCAUGGGCACUAUGGUGCGCCCACGGGACACGGGGAGAGAACGGCCAUUUGUUUCAUGAUAGAAACAAAUAUACCAAUGAGAAUGCAGCGCUUUCCCCGAAAAUACUAAAUUAGCUGGCAGUGUAUAGCAAGAUUGCACAGUGGCCGUCUAGCUUCGGCAGCUGCUUCCCAGAUCGGCAGAGGAAAAACAAAUGAGCGGUAUAUGCUUCAAUCGCGCUCAAACGUUGGCGUCUGGCACGGC
Xylona heveae TC161 is the source of this 691-nucleotide messenger RNA. RefSeq lists its product as hypothetical. The transcript has 2 exons. Lineage: Eukaryota; Fungi; Ascomycota; Xylonomycetes; Xylonales; Xylonaceae. Bases 92 to 559 code for a protein of 155 amino acids. The record is from RefSeq and is a predicted model, not a curated record.